UUCGAGGGUAGACCAACCAGCUGUUUUGGCGGCAACGACUUUGUUUUGUGCAAAAAAAAAAAACCAUGUUGUUUGAGUAAAAACGCAGGAACACCCAAAUAUUACCAAUGAUGCAGGAGGGCGCCAUGUACGAGGCGCUCAGGAAGCACUUUGGGCACUCUAAGUUCAAGUCGGAGCUGCAGGAGAAGGCCAUCAAGUGUGCCGUGAAAAAGAAGCAGGAUGUGUAUGUAUCGAUGCCCACGGGUUCGGGAAAGUCCCUGUGCUUCCAGUUGCCCGGACUCAUGUGCGAGAACCAGCUAACGAUUGUGUUCUCGCCUCUAUUGGCCCUUAUCAAGGAUCAGAUCGAUCACCUGACAAAGCUGAAAGUGCCCGCCGAUUCCCUCAACUCCAAGAUGACCCUCAAGGAGAGGGACAGAGUCAUCAUGGAUCUUCGUGCAGUCAAGACCAACCUCAAGUUCCUCUACAUCACCCCCGAGCAGGCGGCCACCAAGUUCUUCCAGGAACUGCUGCAAACCCUCCACAAGCACAAGAAGCUGGCCUACUUUGCCGUAGACGAGGCGCACUGUGUCAGCCAGUGGGGCCACGACUUCCGACCCGACUACCUCAAGCUGGGCGAGCUGCGGUCCAAGUACCCGGAAAUCGUCUGGCUGGCCCUCACGGCCACCGCCUCCAGGGAGGUACGCGAGGAUAUAUACAAGCAGCUGCGGCUGCACCAGCCCGUGGCCCAAUUCAGCACUCCCAGCUUUCGGAAGAAUCUCUUCUACGACAUCGUCUACAAGAACUCCAUCGAGGACGACUUCCAGCACCUGGCCGACUUUGCCCAGCACUGUCUGGGCGAUGCCAAGGAGUUCAAAGCCAUGCCCAAGCCACAGCGCGGGUGCGGCAUCAUCUACUGUCGCACCCGAGAGAAUGUGGAGCGUGUGGCUGUGGGUGUGUCCAAGCGGGGCAUCGGCGCCGUGGCUUAUCAUGCCGGCCUGAAGACCGCUGAGCGUACGGGCGUGCAGGAGGCGUGGAUGCGGGGCGACCAGCCUAUCAUCUGCGCCACCAACAGCUUUGGCAUGGGCGUGGACAAGGCCAGUGUUCGUUUCGUGAUCCAUUGGGACGUUCCGCAGAAUGUGGCCGCCUACUACCAGGAGUCCGGGCGAGCUGGACGUGAUGGUCUGCAGUCGUAUUGCCGGCUCUACUAUGGCCGGGAGGAUGUGCGCAGCAUUCGAUUUCUGCUCCAAAACGAUAUCCAUCGAGCUCGUGGUCGAGGCGACAAGGAACUGCUCACGGAAAGGGCCCUGAAACAGUUCGAGAAGAUCUCGGAAUUCUGCGAGCACACGAGCUGCAGGCACAAACUCUUUGCCGACUUCUUUGGGGAUCCUGCACCGCCCUGCAACGGACAGUGUGAUGUCUGCAAGCGGCCGAAGAACGCGGAGAAGGCCCUGGAGAUGUUCCACCGCCUAUGCAUGGAUGACGCUUUCAAGUCGCACAUAUCCCUGCAGGACUGCGCGGAUUUAUAUGAAGGUGGCCGAGCGGGUGUCAAGCGUGCAGCCCAGGAGUAUGCCGCCGGUGAGUCCGGCUCUGAUGACGAUUCCGGCCAGAGCCACUCGUCAAUGGCGAAGCGGGCCAAGAAGGAAGCCGCGGACUUCAUUCAGCAGCAGUUCAAGCUGCGCAAACAAAUCAGCGCCGCCCGCCAGCUGGAACAGGAAAAGUCUACCCAAAUUUCUCGCGUGCAUCAAGCCGAGGCCACGGAGAAGAAGAUCGCUGGCCUCCAGCACACCCAAAGGGAGCAGUAUCUCACGGCCAUCAUAGAGGCCCUCAAGGCGAAUGUGCAGAAGUGUCAAGAGGACGAGGAACAGCAGCCCCGUAGCGCCCUUCGGUACAACGACUAUGAGGCCAUAGCCGUGGAGAUGGAGUACGAGGUGUUCCGGCAGCAGAGGGUGGCGAACAUGUAUCGGCAUGCUUUGGUUAAGCAGAUAUCCGUCAUUAAGCAGCUGACUGGGAAGACCAAACUGAUGCCCCUGCUGGCCGACUAUGUGCCGAAGCCUCAGACUAGUGCAAAGGGUGCCUGGACGGGCGGCAGCGUGGCCUACUUUGAGCGGAAACUGAAAGAGCUGGAGGAGCAAAAGCCGCAGAGCCUCAAGGAAACACCCAAAGCUCUGAAGGAGAGGAAAGGCUUCAAGCAGGAGAACAGAACGCAGACCUCCAUUGCAAGCUACUUCAAGAAGGAGGUAAAGGAGGAACCACUUGCAGAGGAGGAAGGUGCAGAGGAUCCACUUCAGAAGCCUCUCACUGUAAAACAAGAACCAGGUACGGAAGAAGAAAAAGAGAAGAGUUCAGACGACAGUUCAGAGGAAACAGUGGAUCAGGAUCAGGAGCAAGAGAGCCCCGCCGAGUCUGGUGCCGAACCAAAGAGCAUCGUUGGUGAUAGAGAGCUUAAACUGAUGGCCAAUGGGGAUGGCACCUUCGAUACCCAUCGCAAAAAACGCGUCUCCCAUCAGCAGGUAAAAGAGAGAAAGCCACCCAAUAGCGGACCCACGUCUCUGUCUCUGUUUGCUUCGAAGAAUGAAAGGGAACAAGCUUUGACUGCCUUCAAGACGGCUCGCCAAAUUCUUGAAGAGAAGCUGGAGAAAUUGGAAAGCAAAAAUGAUGUUCUCGGCUUUACGACAGCCAAACAACUGCAUGAGAAAAAACGUCAAAAAGAAGCAAAGGAAAUUAUAUCGAAGAGUAGGGGGAGGCCAGAGAUACCGACAUCAGAGGGAAAAGACAAGAUGGAAUCCGAAGCAGAAAUAAAAGUGGAAAAGAGUUGCAAAAGCGAAAGCCAAGAACUAAAUAAAGAGCCAGCAACUAGGAAAAAGGAGUCAAAGGAAGCCACAUCCCAGCGAAGAGGGCCAAAGGAGAUAACCUCCGCGAGGGGAGACAAGGAGAGAGAGGAGUCGACUCAACCAGAGAGAAAAGACGGAGACCAUAAGCCGACGGUGAAGGUUAAGCAGCAGAAGAACGAUGUCAGCAAGAAUGUUGUGAACUGGCUCAAUCCCUACUACAAGCGCAAAAUAGCCACCAAGGAGCUGUUCAAAGCCCUGGCCAGACUCAUCACUAGCCGCAUCUGCGAUGGCAGUUUAGAUGAUGGAGAUGCCUGCAAAUGCUACAUCAAAGAGACCUUUCAUGGCCUGGAGAUGAUCAGCAAUGAUCAGGACAUUGAGAAAUACUUCACCGAGUCCAAAUGACUUCCCAUCUCGGGAACCAAAUGAACUAAUCGCAUCGGAAAGAUUGCUAAGAACCGGAGUUAAAAAACCAUUUUUUUUUUUUUUUGUGUCGUUAAUGUUUCAAGUUGUAUGUAUAUAACAAUUAAUUUGAUCAGUAAAAUAUUAAGAGGAGUGA
Molecule: messenger RNA, 3366 nt
Organism: Drosophila miranda
Lineage: Eukaryota; Metazoa; Arthropoda; Insecta; Diptera; Drosophilidae
Gene: RecQ5
Product: ATP-dependent DNA helicase Q5
Exons: 5
Coding region: 108-3212 (1034 amino acids)
Biological process (GO): double-strand break repair via homologous recombination
Cellular component (GO): chromosome; cytoplasm
Molecular function (GO): 3'-5' DNA helicase activity; ATP binding; four-way junction helicase activity
Source: RefSeq, a predicted model, not a curated record